This is a messenger RNA of Lolium rigidum, 724 nucleotides long. RefSeq names its product LEAF RUST 10 DISEASE-RESISTANCE LOCUS RECEPTOR-LIKE PROTEIN KINASE-like 1.2. The transcript has a single exon. The record is from RefSeq and is a predicted model, not a curated record. Gene Ontology annotation, molecular function: protein kinase activity; ATP binding. The coding region runs from base 1 to 645 and encodes 214 amino acids. Lineage: Eukaryota; Viridiplantae; Streptophyta; Magnoliopsida; Poales; Poaceae. Gene Ontology annotation, biological process: protein phosphorylation.
AUGUUUUUUUUUUCUCUGGCCUAUCUUCAUGCGCGCCAGGUCUUGCACCGUGAUGUCAAGACCAGCAACAUCCUCCUCGACGAAGAGUUCCAUGUGAAGCUGGCUGACUUCGGGCUGUCCCGGCUGUUCGCUGCCGAUGCCACCCACGUCUCGACGGCGCCGCAGGGCACGCCGGGAUACGUCGACCCGGCGUACCACCACAGAUACCAGCUCACCGACAAGAGCGACGUCUACAGCUUCGGCGUGGUGCUCGUGGAACUCAUCUCCUCCAGGCCGGCGGUGGACAUGACCCGGGCCGGCGCCGACGUGAACCUGGCCUGCAUGGCCGUGCGCAUGAUUCAGUGCUGCGAGAUAGACCGGCUGGUGGACCCACGGCUCGGGUACGGGUCGGCGAGCGAGACGAUGAAGACGGUGGACCUCGUGGCCGAGGUAGCAUUCCGGUGCCUGCAGCCGGAGCAGGACGUGCGGCCGUCCAUCAGUGAGGUGCUGGACGUGCUUAGAGAGGCGCACCAGAGGAUGAUGGAGAAGGAAGGCUGCGCCAAUAGGGAUGACAUAGUGUUGCUGAAGAAGAGCAGGGACGGCUCUCCUGACUCCGUCAUGCACCAGUGGAUCAGCCCAGCCACGACCUUUAAUCACAGCACCUGACACUAGCAGUUCACCAAGUUAAUAUCUGGACAUAUGUUGAUCUAUGCAUCUAAUUUACUGGGAACUACAUCUGUACUUA